This is a messenger RNA of Pyricularia pennisetigena, 2562 nucleotides long. RefSeq lists its product as uncharacterized. The transcript is spliced from 3 exons. The annotation marks the transcript as partial. The record is from RefSeq and is a predicted model, not a curated record. Gene Ontology annotation, molecular function: mRNA binding. NCBI's taxonomy places the organism in Eukaryota, Fungi, Ascomycota, Sordariomycetes, Magnaporthales, Pyriculariaceae. Gene Ontology annotation, cellular component: ribonucleoprotein complex; cytoplasm; nucleus.
CUCAAGUUCAUCACUUGUGUCUCCUUGCCUUUCAAGGCCUGCAGCGCCGAGGGCGAGAUGGCCAACACAAUGGAUUCUUCACGUAUAUUCGUGCGGAACCUACCGCCCAACAUCACCGAGGUGGACUUUCGAAAGCAUUUUGCGUCGAAGGGUCAAGAAAUCACAGACCUUAAGCUGAUACCGAAGAGGAGGAUUGGAUACGUGGGCUUUAAAAGCCCCCAGAUCGCAGCCGAUGCUGCAAAGUAUUACAACCGGUCUUACAUUCGGAUGUCCAAGAUUGCAGUUGAAAUAGCUCGACCGAUCUCCGACCCAUCCCUUCCUGCCUCCAAGAAGGUGGUCACCGCACAAGCAAUCGUUGCAGCCCACACAACAGAGAAGGAAGCAGCGCGUGCGGCAAAGCCAGACGCGGAAUCAGCCCCGAAGAAACAAAAGAGGAAGCGAGAUGAGCUCGACAUGGCAGACCCAAAGCUGAAGGAGUAUUUGGAGACAAUGAACCUGAAGCCAGGCGGUGCCGCCGCCGAGUCAUCAGCCAUGAUCGUUGAUACCGAUCAAGCUGGGACUAAACCAAGCGAAGCUCUGGUGGGAUUGGAGAAUGAGAGUGAUGAUGAAUACGAAGAGAUCCCGACCCGUCCAGUCAAGAGACAGGCUGUAGAGGCUAAGGACAAUACAGCAGCCGUUGUGGUGAAAGCAGCGCCAGCUGAAGUCCCUCCUCCAGAAGCACCAGCUCCUCAUGAAAGUACCGACACACCGGCUCAGGUUGAUGUGACACCGGCAACUGAUGACGACUGGCUUCGAUCACGGACAAACCGGCUACUUGAUUUGAUUGAUCCGGAUGACCCCAAAGCAUUGCAGCCUGUACCCGCUGAAGAGCCGGCACCAGUUCUCGAGGCAGCCCCUGAAACGGACCAGCCUCCUCGAGAUGAAAUGCAAGAUGAGAAACCCAAACCUGUACCGGAGAAGAUCCAAAAGGAUGAUCCGGUAGAAUCUAUCCGCAAGACAUCGCGACUAUUUGUGCGAAACCUGCCCUAUAGCGCCACCGAAGAUGACUUGAAGUCUGUCUUUGGCGCAUUCGGCCCCCUUGAUGAGAUACACUUAUCUCAUGCUGGGCGUGAAGGCACGAGUAAAGGGAUAGCCUUCAUUCAGUACUCUGAAUCUUCAUCGGCCGUCGAGGCAUUCCAAAAGCUGGACGGGUGUGACUUUCAGGGGCGAAUCCUGCACGUGCUACCCGGCCAGGCCAAAAGAGUGCUAGACGAGUACGCAAUAUCCCAGCUGCCACUCAAGAAGCAACAACAAAUUAAAAGGAAGGCCGAGGCAGCAACGAAGCGCUUCAAUUGGAAUGCGCUUUAUAUGAGCCAAGAUGCCGUCAACGCGGCGGUGGCGGAGCGUUUGGGUGUCUCGAAAUCAGUUUUGUUUGAUCCCUCGUCCUCAGAUGCAGGUGUCAUGCAGGCAAUUGCAGAGACCUCGACCAUUGAAGAAGUCAAAUCCUACUUUGCCUCCAACGGAGUGGAUCUGGACGCUUUCAGACACAAGGAACGGGGCGACACGACCAUCUUGGUCAAAAAUUUCAGCCAUGGUACCACGGCGGAUGAGCUUAGGAAAACAUUCGAGGAGUAUGGUCCUCUGACGCAGGUAUUGAUGCCUCCAAGCGCAACCAUAGCUAUUGUGCAGUUUUCUCAUGCGGCACAUGCCAAGACUGCAUUCAAGAAGCUUGCGUACUCCAAGUUCAAGUCCUCGCUGCUAUAUCUGGAGAUGGCACCCAAGGAUGUGUUCAAGAAUGUGCCCGAGUCAACUGCACAGGAGCAAGGCAAGCAGAAGAUGUCGGUCACGGAGCUGUUGGAACGUGAUGACGCAGAGGAACAAGGCGAGACGACGUCACUCUUUGUCAAGGGUCUCAACUUCGCCACUACGACUGAGAAGCUGGCCGAAACCUUCCAGUCACUGGAAGGCUUUCUUUCUGCCAGAGUAAAGACAAAGACGGAUCCCAAGAAGCCUGGCCAAGUGCUCAGUAUGGGCUUCGGGUUCGUAGAGUUCCGUAGCAAGGAGCUUGCACAAGCUGCGCUCAAAGUCAUGGACAAUUACAAUCUCGAUGGCCACACACUAACGGUGAGGGCGUCGCACCGAGGACUCGACGCGGCUGAAGAGCGGCGUCGUGAGGACAAGGCCAAGAAACAAGCGGGUCAGCGAACAAAGAUUGUCAUAAAGAACCUGCCGUUCGAGGCAACCAAGAAGGACGUGCGGACUCUAUUUGGGACAUAUGGACAGUUGCGCUCUGUCCGGGUACCCAAGAACUUUGAGAACCGCACGCGUGGUUUCGCAUUCGCAGAGUUCACGACGCCCAAGGAGGCUGAGAACGCGCUCAAUUCUCUCAAGAACACGCAUUUGCUGGGCAGGAAAUUGGUGCUUGACUUUGCCGAGGCCGAGGCGGUUGACGCUGAAGAGGAGAUUGCCAAGAUGCAGAAGAAGACGGAGGGACAGGCCAACAAGGUUGCACUCCAAAAUCUUAUAGGAAAAGGACGGAAGAAGGUGACUAUUGGGCAAGAUGAAGAGGGCGAUGAGAUGUAG